AGGAGGACAGGCAACACAAACUUCUCGUAACAUCUGGGUCGACCGGUCCACUUCGGACCUGUUUUCUUUUUCAUUUCUCGGUGUAACCGCGUAGAGAGCCCCAUUACGCACUCUGGACACUUAUUUGAUGUUAUUUAUAUCCGCACGCGAGCACCUCCCCGCACCGCGUUACGGCGCAUGGACGCGUCCCUCCAGGAGUUUGAAGGAAAGAAAGAAAGAGAGAAAGAAAGAAAGAAAGAGGGCUUGUCAGCUUCUUCUUUUUCUUUUUUUUAAAAACAUCAUCACGGGUUUUUUCAAGGCUUGUUUUCUCUUUCUUUGCAGGAGAAGACUAUUUUCUUCGGGUCGUUUUUGAAGUGUGUAGUGGAGAGGGUCCGAAGCCACUUUUUAUUUUCUUUUUCCAUUGGCACACACACACACGCGCGCGCGGAGGCUCAGCGAGCAGCGGCGCGCUCACUGCCGACAUCCUCUACCCCCGCGCGGCGCGUGUGAGGAAGGAAAGGAAGAAAGGGCAGGAGGAAAAGAAAGAGAGGCGCUGGAGAGCUGCUGCUCAACGCUGUUGUGAUGCGCAUUCCCGUAGAUCCCAGCGCCAGCCGGAGGUUCAGCCCGCCGGCCAACGGCCUCCAGACGGUCCCGGGCAAGAUGAACGACGUGAGCUCCCCGGCGACACAGCCGGACGCCGCCGCGGUGCCGAGGCUCAGACCCCACGAGAACCGCAGCAUGGCCGAGAUCAUCGCGGACCACCCGGCCGAGCUGGUCCGGACCGACAGCCCCAACUUCCUGUGCUCGGUGCUGCCCUCCCACUGGCGGUGCAACAAGACGCUGCCGGUCGCCUUCAAGGUGGUCGCCCUGGGAGACAUACCCGACGGCACCGUUGUCACGGUGAUGGCGGGCAACGACGAGAACUACUCCGCCGAGCUGCGCAACGCCUCCGGCGUGAUGAAGAACCAGGUGGCGCGCUUCAACGACCUCCGCUUCGUGGGCCGCAGCGGCCGAGGCAAGAGCUUCACGCUGACAAUCACCGUCUUCACCAACCCGCCGCAAGUGGCCACUUACCACCGAGCCAUAAAGGUCACCGUGGACGGACCGCGGGAGCCCAGGAGACAUCGUCAGAAACUCGAGGACCCGCCCAAAACGGGUCUCUUCUCAGACCGCCUUAGCGAGCUCGAGAGGAUGAGGGUGAGGGUGGCCAUGCCCGCUCAGGGGGGGCCCCGGCCCGCCCUCAACGCGGGGGCCAACACCUUCAACCCCCAGGGACAGACGCAGAUCUCAGACCCCCGGCAGUCGCAGUCCUCUCCUCCGUGGUCCUACGAGCAGACCUACCCGUCCUACCUGAGUCCCAUGGCGUCCCCCUCGCUCCACUCCACCGCCCCCCUCUCCUCCAGCCGGGGCACGGGGCUGCCGGCCAUCAGCGACGUGCCGAGGCGACUGACAGGUUCCUCCGACCUGAGCCCGUUCCCGGGUCAGUUUGAGCGCCAGUUCCCGGGCCUCCCCCCGCUGGCGGAGACGCGCUUCUCCGGCCCCCGGAUGCACUACCCGGGCACCUUCGCCUACACCGCGCCGCCCGUGACCUCCGCCAUGUCGCUGGGCAGCGCCCACUACCACACCUACCUGCCGCCGCCGUACCCGGGCUCCGCCCAGAGCCAGACGGGCCCCUUCCAGACGGGCAGCGCGCCGUACCUGUACUACGGCGCGUCGUCCGGGUCCUACCAGUUCUCCAUGGUGCCGGGCGGCGACCGCUCGCCGUCCCGCAUGAUCCCGCCCUGCACGAGCGCGUCCACGGGGACCAGCCUGGUGAACCCCAACCUGCCCAGCCAGACGGAGGGCGGGGGGGUGGACGGCGGCGACGGCAGCCACAGCAACUCCCCCACGGUGCUGAACUCCGGCGGCCGCAUGGAUGAAGCCGUCUGGCGGCCGUAUUGAAGAAAAGGUCGGAGGUCGGCCGAAAGCACAAAAUAACUUCUUUUUUCUUUUUUUGUUGAAAAGAGGAUUUUUUCUUUUUUUUGAGCUCUCAUCAGCGAUCUCGGAAAUUAUCGAGAUAAAAGAAGUUUAAAAGAAGAGACUCAUGCACUCGUCUCCCUGGAACUACGGAGGGAAUCAUUCUCACAGCAAUAAUGAGAGAGACAUUUUGUAUUUGUUUGGGGAGGAUUUCUGUUUUAUUAUAAUCCACGAGCUAAGGGAUGCUUCAAAAACGAUAUUUGUUAAAAAAAAAAAUCUAAAAAAAUGUCCUCUUUUUGUAAAGUGUUUGUAUUUCACCAAUGAGGCUUUUUAUUAUUAUUAUUAUUGCAGAGCAUGUUUUUGUACUUACGACAAUAUCGAGAUGCAAAGCGAGGCACUGAGUAGCGAGUGAUGAGCGUGACGCGUGUGUCGCCUUCAACGGUCAAUUUGCUUUAAAACUAUUAAUUUAACUUGUAUAUUUUAUAUUUGUGGGUGAAAACGUUGAAUUGUAGAAUCGAUGCGUUUUUUUCUUAUUUUUUUCUUCUUAGUUUUAACUUAUAAAAGCCAUAAAUUAUGUAUUGUUAUUUGAAACUUGAGUCAAAGCAGUGUAAUCUGAAUAUAAGUUAACAUGAAUUUUUUUAAUUAUUAUUGAUAAUUUAAGAGAGUGAGAAGUUUAAUUUCAAUAUUUUUUUUUUAUUUCCCAAAGAUUGAAACCGGUUUUUUUUAAAUAUGAAAUGCAUUUUUAAAUGUAUUUUAUUAUUGAUAAUUUAAGAGAGUGAGAAGUUUAAUUUCUA
Messenger RNA from Pseudoliparis swirei, 2729 nucleotides. RefSeq names its product RUNX family transcription factor 2b (gene runx2b). The transcript is spliced from 6 exons. Lineage: Eukaryota; Metazoa; Chordata; Actinopteri; Perciformes; Liparidae. Gene Ontology annotation, biological process: hemopoiesis; neuron differentiation; regulation of transcription by RNA polymerase II. Gene Ontology annotation, molecular function: DNA-binding transcription factor activity, RNA polymerase II-specific; RNA polymerase II cis-regulatory region sequence-specific DNA binding; ATP binding. The record is from RefSeq and is a predicted model, not a curated record. The coding region runs from base 562 to 1920 and encodes 452 amino acids. Gene Ontology annotation, cellular component: nucleus.